GCCUAGCAACACCCUUUGAAUAUCUUCUCAAAAAAAAAAACCUCAUUUGUAUACUCUGAAAUUAAACAACCUACCGCGAGCAUUACAACUCAAAACCCUAGCUGCGCUGCAUGUAGAGUAGUGCGCACGGAAGAGAAGCCAAAUAUGGAUUCUUCAAAAUCACCAUCCGUUCCUCGCCUUUCCGAUCGAGAUCCUCCAAUUUCGGUUCCAAUUCAGAGAGAGGCAGCAACUGAUCAAGACCUCAAACGCAAGGCAUUGGAAUAUAUUACCAACCUUCGAAUCUACUAUGAUGCACCUAGAGAUCAACCAAUUUCGAUUCCAAUUCGGAGAGAGGGAGAAAGUGAUCAAGACAUCAAAUGCGCUAAAUUGGCAUUGGAAUAUUAUAACAAGAGAAACGGGAAGAAGUAUGAACUUGUGGAGGCUGGGUAUAGUACUGUCUUUUUAUAUCGUGGCAUGUGGUUUCACUGCAACUUCAAGGCUAAGCCAUGCAGGAAUACUUGCGGAGAUGGGAAUGAGAAGGCCUCCACCAAAUCCUUCUUUGCUGAGCUUCGUGUGGAUUCUGAACUUGGAAGAAGAGUUGUUACUGCCUGUCGUAUUUUAAGAGGGAAACCUAUUGGUGGUUGUCAGUUUUGCUACAAUAUUAUUGCUCAUCCUACCCAUGGAUUUCGUAUGGGCCUCUGCCGUGAUAAACUCCGUGCAUUGCGUUCUAAUCGGAUCGCGUCCCGACCAAGACUGGAACCGGGACCAGACCGCCCGAAUACCCGGAAUUGCCUAGAACUGGAUUUAACCGGGUUAGACUCGGGCUUCUCUUACCAAUGAUCGGGACCACCCAUAAUGAUGAUAAGUGAUAAUAAAUGAAGAUUAUUUCAUAAUCAUCAAAUACUUGUUCGGACUUUUUGUAUAGCUUGCAUCAAUUGAUCAAGCAAUACUUUUUGUACAACUCCUACAUGGCAUACUUGUUGCUCAUGUUAUUGAUUACGCUAUUUGUUUUAACUUGGGUUUUACUUGUAUACUAUUAAUUGGUUGAUCUUUUGCAUCUCUACGCCUAGGUUAUUCAUAAAUUCUUGUAUAGGUUAAAUGUAAUUUCUAGAGUGUCUUUCAUGAUUGAGAAUAUUUGGUGUUAAGUUGUAAUCUUUUGCGGUCCCAAGUCCUAAUUUGGUCAGUAACUUGAUAUUUUCAUGACAAGUCAAAUGGAGUGGCAGUUGUUAUUUUUUGGCGAAACUAUUAGCUUAAAUAAGAUCCUACAUAUACUUAAAUGACAUUCAAGGCAUUUUCCAAGAUCCCUAGCUCCAUGCAUGAAUACAUAGACGCUCUAAUUAGUAAUUAGCUUGACUAUUAACUUAAAUAAGAUACUAUUUGAUGAAUAAGUGAAUGAAUAUGUAUGCAUGUAUGUAUGCACAUUUUAUUAUGUAAUCCAAUUCAGUCUUUAACAAAUGGGGAUUUACACCUGGGUUGUCAGUUCAAGUUUGGUGGAUGAUGUCUCUGGACAUAGCCUCGUCUGAUUUCUGGGAUGGCGUUGCUUGCAAGGAAAUCUUCUGAAUGUGGAUGCUGGAGUUUUUUUUUUAUUGAUUUCAGAAAUUAGCAAUGACCUCCUUUCAGGUUUGAUAUACUAUCACUCACAUCCCUGCACUAUAAAAACUGCACUCUCAGUUAAUGAUGGCUAAGUAAAAAUAUAAAAAAUGAUCAGAAUGGACUUGAUUGAAAAAAUUCAACCAAAAGAACCAUGAUUUAAUAAAAUUACACCAUUAAAAGGGAACAAAAUUAAAAUUUGAAGGACUUUAUCUAAUUUCUCAAAAUAUAAAUUACAAGUUACUUAACCAUCAUCAAAUGAUAGAGUGGUAAGAGUACAUUUUUGAUACUGCAGGAGUGUGCGUUAUACUACAAAUGUACUAAACUUCAAGGGAGGUCAAUAAUAAUUUCCUUUUAUUUUUGUUCCUUGGGUGUUGUUGGUGUCAAUCACUUGGGUUCAAUUCCAAGGGCUUGGCUUCUAUAUUGUCCUAUUUUGCUACUUUGUUGAGGUUCUAAAAUGUUUAGUGACUUGCAUUUUAGACAAGACAUGUUUAUUUAUUUAAACAAAUUCUACCUUAACUUGUUACUACUACAAUUGUAGACCACUUACUCAAAAGAUUUUUCUUUAAAUAUUACUUCCUCCGG
Molecule: messenger RNA, 2154 nt
Organism: Cuscuta epithymum
Lineage: Eukaryota; Viridiplantae; Streptophyta; Magnoliopsida; Solanales; Convolvulaceae
Source: the annotation of a GenBank genome assembly